CUUGGAGGUAUAGCGUAGAAAAAUCAGUACACAGACCACUGACGAACACAAGGAAUAUGUCGGUUGAAGUCUCUUGCAGCUAUUUCUUGUCUUGGUCAAAAACUUCUCAAGUUCAUGAAAAUUCGAAUUUUAACAACCCCAUUAUGUCAAGAUGGAGGCAGAACGCCAAUGUAGUUAGAUGUUGUAAUAGAAGAUCAUGGGAGAAACCAAUAGCUCAAAACAAUUACUAUGAAUUGCUUGGAGUUUCUAUUGAUUCAAAUUCCCAUGAAAUCAAAGAAGCUUACCGGAAGUUGCAAAAGAAGUAUCAUCCAGAUAUAGUUGGUCAAAAGGGUCAUGAGUAUACUCUAAAGCUAAAUAAGGCUUAUGAAGUGCUGAUGACAGAAGAUCUAAGGAAAAAAUAUGAUGAAUCCAUUGGUCAGAUGAGGUUAAGAUUUGGGGAAAACAACACUCCCUUGGGUUACAGCACAUGGAAAGGGCCUUUAAGACCACAAGCUUUAUUUGUUGAUGAAAAUGCAUGCAUAGGAUGCAGAGAAUGUGUACAUCAUGCAAGCCAAACAUUCACUAUGGAUGAAGCUCUAGGAUGUGCCCGGGUUAAAGUUCAAUAUGGAGACAAUGACCAAAAUCUUGAGGUGUCUGUUGAGUCAUGCCCAGUUAAUUGCAUACAUUGGGUGGAGACAGAAAAAUUGCCAGUGCUUGAGUUCCUUAUCCAGCCUCAACCAAAGGAUGGGUAUGGUGUAUUUGGAGGAGGUUGGGAAAAGCCUGCAAAUGUUUUCACUGCUGCAGAGUCUUUCAACAAACAACUGAAGAGACAUGCAGCAACUGGAUACAAUCCAAGCAAUGGAGGGACUGUUGAUGAAAGUCCUGCUCAAGCUGAAGCUAGAGCUCAUGCAAGUAUGAAGUUAAAGAUGGAGAUUUUCUUGAAAAUUUGGAACUGGGUGAAAGAAACCUUGGGUAUAAAUAUUACUUAGGGCUAAAAUAUGGACAAAUAUAUGAAAGAGUUAUGCUGCUUAUGCAGAAUAUUUUAUACAAAUACCAAUAUAGAAUGAUGAGUCUACUUGAGAUAAGGUGAUUUAUUAGUGUAAUUUAUUCUAGAGUAAAUACAUUUUUGGUCCUCAACAAAUUUCACGAUGUCCGUUUUAGUCUCUAACAAAUAAAAGGGUCCAUCGUGGUCCCUAAAAAAUUCAAAAUGGACCACUUUAGUUGAAAUUGUGGUCCCUCACAAAUUCAAAAAAAACUCAUAUUAAUCCCUGAAAGGACUAAAAUGAGUCCAUUUUGAAUUUCUUAGGGACCACCAUGGGCCUUUAUAUUUACUAGGGACUAAAGCGGGCAUCAUGAAAUUUGCUAAGGACAAAAAAUGAUAUUUACUCUUU
Gastrolobium bilobum is the source of this 1370-nucleotide messenger RNA. RefSeq names its product chaperone protein dnaJ C76, chloroplastic-like. The record is from RefSeq and is a predicted model, not a curated record. Lineage: Eukaryota; Viridiplantae; Streptophyta; Magnoliopsida; Fabales; Fabaceae. Bases 57 to 968 code for a protein of 303 amino acids. The transcript has 6 exons.